Messenger RNA from Anneissia japonica, 9223 nucleotides. RefSeq lists its product as uncharacterized. The transcript has 23 exons. Gene Ontology annotation, molecular function: protein binding. The coding region runs from base 693 to 4754 and encodes 1353 amino acids. NCBI's taxonomy places the organism in Eukaryota, Metazoa, Echinodermata, Crinoidea, Comatulida, Comatulidae. The record is from RefSeq and is a predicted model, not a curated record.
CCCGGAAGAUCACGCAGCGUGCCUUACACACUUGACGAACAGAAAUAGAGUUUUGUUUUGUUCCUUCUGCUUUAUUUAUUCUUGAAUUCGUACUAAGAUGAGAACAAUACUUGAGUAAAUUUACAGAUGAAAUAUCAAAAUCUUUGUACGACUAACCAUUCCCAUGGGUUGAUAGUUAAUUGAGGGUCUGUGCCCAUGGUAACAGGGAUGUAGCUUAUCUUUCACUUACAGGUUGUCACAGUAAAAGCGCUUAAACAACAGGGAGUGAACUGCUAGAACAAUUAUUACUGACAAGCUGCCAAGACUUUGCCCCCUUUUCAGUCAUCUUAAGAUGUGUAGAUUAUUUUGUGAUCAGUUCAAGCUCAGUAGCAGUAUUUUAGAUGAUUUUGUGGUCAUCAACUGAAGCUCUGGAGUUAAUUUGGACAUCUUGUUUGCUGUCAGGUCAUCAAUGCAUCGCAUCUUACUUAGAAAGCACUGACCCUGUGGGCACAAAUUUCUGAGAUAAAUAGACAGGCUCAUGAAGACACAACAGUGCUUGUAGGACAUCAUCGUGUUUCAGCCAACCGCUGUCAGUUAACCUCAUCUAGGACGCCUUUAUAAGCAACAAAUCCUGGAUUUCUUUUUAGAAACUGAACAAGUAGAGUGAGAGUGAUGUAAGCUGUGUGACUUUACCUUAACUUCAAGAAGUGAUCAUGGAUAACCUCAAAAACUUAGUGUCCUGUGUUUUAUUGAUUGCUACUUUGUCUGUGCGAAACUGUGCCGGCAUAGAAGAAACUAACAUUUACAAUUUAACUAUUACACCUAAAGAUAUUUACGUUGUGAAUGGCACAAGUGUAAAAAUGUAUUGUCAUGUGGACUCACACACACGAACUGCAAAUGAGCUGGUAUGGUAUGCUAUAAAUGAAACCAUGCGUACACACUUGCCAGGCACUACAGCAAACAACAGCGUCUUGGUACUUAAUACGGAGCCGCCACUUGGUGAUUCAACUUACUAUUGUGCAUUUUCAGAUGAUCUAGCACACUAUGAAGCAACUGUUGUCCACACUGGAUAUAAAGCACAAAAAGCGAAGAAUUUUGCGUGCCACAGUAGAAAUAUAAUCUCUUUCUGGUGCUAUUGGGAGGUAGUAAGGGAGGACCAUGUACUAAUUACUUCUUCAUCUUUCCAUUAUAAACCUUUAGGAGGUGCUUGGCAAGACUGCAUAGACCUGAGAAGCGACAGUGAUGGAAACAGGUGUAUUAUAUCAAUGGACAAUGAUCCUUUAUACAAUUCAUUUAUGUAUGAGGUACAAGUUAAAACGUCAAAUGUGUUAGAUAAUACAACUUCAAGGAUUUAUUUCAAUCCACACCUUCAAGUUCAACCCUAUCCACCCAACAAUUUAAACGGAGAAGCAUUAGAUGGAACUCGAUUGAACAUUACAUGGGAACUGCCUCUAACAUGGGUUCGUCACUACCUUUUGAAGUGCGAAGUUGGCUAUAGAAGAAAAUUGCCUCAAAAUCAAGCUGAGUUACCUAAGACCAAGAGAACUGUUGAAGACUGUUCAGAAAUUAUGGAAUUCGUGAUCGAGAACCUGCAUCCAGCCACAACAUAUGAAGUUACCAUUCGGGCAAUUUUCGAAUUUUCAUCGUCGGAAGCGUGGAGUGAUUGGUCUGAUGACAUUGAGUUGUUAACUAAUGAAGAAGUUCCAAGCGGUUCGGUAUCUCAUCUUCGGAAGACGACAGAAAACGUUGAUACCGAGAAUCCAUCUCUAAGGAAGUUUUACCUGGUUUGGGAUGAAGUGCCAAAGGAUCAGUGCAAUGGUGCCAUUCUUGGGUAUAAUAUAUAUAUUACGGAAGAUGAUAGAUUUCCAGACAGGCCAACGUAUAAUGUGUCAGGCAGUAGAAGGAACAUAGAAAUCAGUGUUGAUCUAUUUGAUACGUUCAGAAUUUAUGUUGUGGCUUUUAAUAGCGCUGGAGAAGGAAAGCUGUCACUGCCUCUAGACAUCUAUGAUAUGACUCGCAUUCCUGGAAAACCCGUUAAUGUUAAAACUACUGCUUUGUCAGCAAGCUCAGUUCUUGUGGAAUGGUCUGAACCAGUUGAGAUCCAUGGCAGGAUUCUUUUUUACAUGGUGGACUGGAAGAAGACAAGUCGGGAUCAAGAAUGGAGUACAGAGGAGGUAGAAGGCAGUGAACAUAGUUACGUGGUUAGUGGUUUGGUUCCUUACACCCAUUAUGAGUUCAGAGUUCAGGCCAACAACUCGGCUGGUCUAGGAGCAUGGUCUAUUAGUUCACAAGUCCUAACACACGAAUCAGAUCCAACAUCGUUUCCCCAAGAUAUAACACUGACCACUGUACAUAAGAGAUCAACAGAGCUUUUGCUAACAUGGAGACCACCAGACAGAAGUUACAGUCAUGGAAAAAUACUAGUUUAUAAUAUAUACUAUUGUGAGAAAUAUUCACCUUCAACCAACACCUUUAAUGCAUCAGAUGAAAUUGAGUGUGAUGCUCCUGAUGCUUUAAACUUCACGGAUGUGGAUGAACAAGAGACGGGUGAAUCUUUCUACCGAUAUACUGUAACAGAUUUGAAAAUGUUCACCGAGUAUCUACUGUGGAUGUCAGCUAGUAACAGUGCUGGCGAAGGGAUUCUAAGCCACAGAGUGUCAGCAAUGACUGAUGAAGGGGCUCCAGAGAAGCCAGAUCCCCCAGUCAAAGAUGAAGUCCAGUCGUUUUCAGUUAGCAUACACUGGAAAGACCCCCAGAAACCGAAUGGCAACAUCACCAAAUACAUUGUCCAUUACGGUACAUCUACAGGAAUCGAAAAUUGUAUUCAUGUGUAUGAAAGAAAUGCAGUGGUGACAGAAAAAAUCUAUGGCAAUGAGAGAUAUAACUUUACAGUGUCUGCUUGUAAUGAUAAUGAAGACCCCGAUCUUUGCAGUCCUUUUUCCGACCCUCUAAUUGUCACAACAUUGGUUGGAAUUCCAGAACCAGUGGUUGAUUUCACAGUUGAUAUCAUUGCCACCGAUAAAGUGGGACUAUCCUGGAAGGAACCAGCUCAUCCAAACGGCAUCAUUUCACACUACAUCGUGAGUUAUCGACCGGAGAACAUAACAGAUUCAAAGUGGACGAAUAAGACCGUGAAGGGUUUGAGUGCGACGAUUCAGGUUGAUUGUGAGACAGGAGCAACGUUCUUCACGUACUUUGUUGCAGCGGUUACAAGAAACGGAUCAAAAGCAUUAAUUGGUACACCAACCCUAAGGAGGUAUGAAAUGUGCAGGAAAUUUCCAGUUCCAGUAAUCAUUAUGGCUGUGUUGAUCCCAGGUCUUGUUUUAAUGAUGGCUGUUGCUUGUUUCUACAUCAUUAAAGUGAAGAAGCUAGAAAUCUUCAAACCAUUCCCAGAGCCACGGUUUAUUGAGGACUUUAUUAUUAAACCAUGGGAUGCUCCGUUAAAACCAGAAAAAGAACAUUUUGAUAAGUUGAAGACAUUUAAUGAUCGGUACACAGCACCACCAAAUAUAAUGCAGGAAAAAAUUGCGCCAAAAACCAGUAUGAGAAUGGAUUCUGAUCAGGGUUUCGAUGAGACAGAAGUGAUGGUAGAGAUGCCGAGCAUUCACGACAAAAAUACCAAUGCUAUUGUGCGCUCUUCCUCCUCAAGUCAGGGCAUUGGACGAUCGAUUGUAGGCCCUGACAAUCACCCAAAUAAUGUAGUAGAAGAUUUUGAAGGGGAUGAUGCUGUUUUUGAUCUCCCUGUUGAGACUUGUUUUGACAAUGAAUAUUACCCUAUGGUAAAUAAUCAGCAUGUUCUCGGAAAUUCUGAUGUUAAAACAGAUUCUAACCUUGAAUCGAUCCCAGAUGGCAACAGUUAUGCCGUUCAAGAUGCAAGAGAACCAAAAGAUCAUACUCUGGUUAAAAGGCAGGAUUCACUGGAAAGUCAUGGUAGUGUAGAAUACCAUACAAUGAGUAAUGAUGGGUUAAUUCCAAUUACUUUAGCCAAGGAUGACAUCAGUAAUUCAUCUGAGUCCCUGCCAUCCUCUCAAAAACCUGUUGAACUGAGCCAAUCUAAUGACUACCAAUGUAUUGGUACAAAGGACUUUUUACCACCUACUUUAAAUACAUCAUCGGUUGAUAAUUGUAGCACAACUUCUGAUUGUCCAGCUUCACCAGACAGCUUUGAAUAUGGUCUUUUAGGCCAUAGUGAGAAUGUUCAACAAGCUUUGCUGGUUGUUGAUCCCUCAAAUCAACAACACAACAAUAUAAACAAAGAACCUGUUCAAUCUUCGAAGUCGAACAGAAAUGAACCAGAUGUUUCAGGUGAUUAUGUUUGUAGUCCCACAUCACUGACGGAUCAUGACAGUAUUGACCCAUACACAGUUAUACCUAUUGGUGGCUCAUCCCCACCACAAUCAUAUAACAGUAUGCCAUAUUCGCAAAUUUCAGUAAGACCAAGUGAGGUCAGAGAAGGCAACCUGAGUGAUGGUGUGACAAAGUGUAAUUACUCAAGGAUACCAGAAUGCUCUGGGCCAUUGACACCACCUGUCAGAACUCAAAAUGAACCAGUAUUUGAAGUACCAGAUUCUGGCAUCGAUAGUGAUCAUAGCAACAACAGCCUUGGUCUUGAGGUCAUUCCAGUUGAGUCUCCAGAAUUUAACACAGAUGGUGGCAACAUUGUGAGCCUACCAACAAGCUUAGCUGGCAACACGGUUAUGCAGAGACCUCAGACUCAACUGGAUAUCGAGCCUCUUAUCAUAGAUGAUUUUUUUGCCCCAACUUGUGAACUUUAGGAAGACCAGGUUGGAUCAAUUGCAUCUGAUCAGAGGACCCAAGUUACAUUAACCUUUGCCAAAUUUGGAUGGAGAAUAUUAUUGUGAGCCCAGUGUUGUACUUACGUUGUAACAAUAUUUGCCUUGUUCCUGAAUCAGAAAUGAAUUGCACUAACUUGAGUUCUGAUAGUGUGUGAGAUUUUGAAAUAAAAAACAAUAGAGAAAAAAAAUCAAUAGACUAGUUUUGCUAAGGACUUAAAGAAUGACUCAAAUAUAUCUACUGCACAAAUUUUUUUUGGGAUCCCUAAUUUUGGAAUAUUUCAUUGUCAGCCAAUUACCAGGUAUGGUAUUGAACUGUUUACAAAUGCUAGCAAAAUGUAAGCACAGGUAAAGGUAAACUAACAAUGCCGAUGGUUCAGCUGAAUCUUGUAUGUAGCAGGGAAGCCAGGAAUGUCACUAUGUGUUACCACUACAUGAGGCCAUUAAGAUCUACAUAGACUUGACUUAGAUGUAUCUUUGAAUACCUUAUAGUGGAUUGUAUGAGGAAGCCCCUAAGUAUUUUGUUUUAAAAUUGAGAUUAAGUAAACUAUGCCUUUAUAAUAUGUGUUCAUUGCUGAAUGUGUGUCAGAAUAUUUAGUAGAUAAUAUUACAAAAAAUGCUGUAAAUGCGAGUGAGUUAAACUACAUCAUUCCAAUACUAGGCUAGGUCAUAUAUUUAAUUAAAUUUUAACUUUAAUUAUCAUUAAAAUAAUAAACUUAUAUAGGUUUGUGGUUUUCAAGUACUUACAAGUAGUAGAAGCUGACUGAUAGUAUUACUUUGGAUUAUAUUACAUUGAAAAAGGACACUUAAAAUGCUUUUUGAUAGUCGUCAUUAAGGCACCUGUGUGCGUCUAAUAUACUGUACUUUAACUGUAUCAGGAGCUUGUCAUUCAUUCUAAAAGGGGAGGGGGAGCAAUGAAAAGCAUGACUGCUAAUAAUAAGAUGAAUUGAUUUGUUAUAUCUAUUUUUGUAUUCCACUUGCUUAGAUAUUUGCUUUCAGUAAUUUGUUGAUUUUGUUUUAUUUUAUUAUAACUGACCUUUUUUAUUUAUAAUGUACUUAUGUUAAACUGGAUGAAUGAGGUUCACAGACUUUGUGUUAUAGUGAUUCAGUUCGCUUUUGUGUUCCUGCCAACUCAUCCAGUGUGUUGUACUUGUAUUUUGUAUGUAUUCCACCAUUGUAUUAUACUUUGUUUUUUGUUUUUGUUUUUUGUUUUUUUUGGCGAAUAAAGAAUAAGAAUAAGAAUGUGUGCCUACCAAACAAUGCACAAGCCACGUUAUCAGUUAUCAUUAUGUCAAAAUGUUAAAUAGUGUGUGAAGAGUAAAUCAAUGAUUGAUUGAUUGAUUGAUUGAUUGAUUGAUUGGUAUAAAAGGUUCACAAGAGAUUAUAUUAUUUUUACAACUGUAUAAUCACUUUUUUUUUCUUUCAAUAGUAAAUACUAUAUUUUUCCCUCUAGUAUUUUUAUAUAAUGUGUAAGUAGUUACAAUUUCAAAUGUUAUUCUCAACUUAAUUUAAUAUAUCUAUCUGGUUUUUACUAAUAUACAUAGACCUGUAUACAUAAUACAAAUAUAUAUAGUAGUAUAUUUACAUAUAUACAUAUAUAUAGGAUAUAUAUGUAUAUUCUUAGAAACCAACUUUCUCAUAAUAACUGAAAGGUCCACCGAUUAAUCUCAGAUAAGAAAGUAUGUAUGUAUAUAUUAUACUUUCGUAUCUUACUCUGAGUAUUGAAAUGCACGACAGCACGAUGGUGUGCACUUCAAUACUUGGACUAUGUUUUUUUACUUUCUCAACUUUCUCAUGAUUCUUAAGUUAAAUUAAAGCCCCAUUCUCGGCAAAAUUUUACUAAAAAAGAUGAGAAAUACAGACUAAUUCUCCCUGAGAUUACUAUUUUCUCGAAGAAUUCUUCAUUACUAGGCAAAUUCAUAGGUUGUAGAUCGCAUCCGCUGGAAUGCUCUCACUUUUAUGUACACUUUAUACAGUCAAUAAAGUGCACCCUCUCUAAUGAAAUUGGUUUUUGUACUUCGCAUCUCGCACACUGCGAUCGAUUGAGUAGGCCUGAAUUAUGUUUGUUUAAUUGUCAAAAUCUCGGUCAGAAUCCUUUUUCUUAACAGAUUUGAAAUAAUUCCUAUAAAAUAUAGUGUCAAUACUAGCAACGGAAAAUAUCAUGUCAGCUAGGCCUAGCCUAGCAGUGUUGGAUAGGCUAAUGUUUACUUACCAAUGUUUUCGGUGCCUACUAUGUUUCUUCGCAGACCUAUCGCAAAAUCAAACAUGAAAAAUCUAUUCGCAUUUAUUUCUUUUGUGGAACACAAAAAAAAUUAAAUUUCAGUCUUAUUUUACAUUUUUUUAUGUUUAGGAAUGUCUAAAUUCAGUUAAAUUAGCAAUAUAAAUCUUUAUAGCAUUAGGCCUAUAUGAAAAUCAGAUUUUUCUUAACAACUGAAAUCUUGCCAGGAAUUGGGCUUUAAAUUAUUUGACAAAGACAAAUAAACAUUUUUUAUACUCUUUCUAACCAACGAAUAAAAAAAAACUCAACCGGUUGAUGAGUUACAUUAUAAUGAAUUCAUAACCAAAAACCUAAAUGGAAAUAAUUGUAUUAUUACUUGUUUCUCGAAACUUAUCAGGGGCGGAUUUAGGGAGGUAAAAAAAGAAGAAAAAAAGAAAGAAAAAGAAAAAAAUGGUAGACCAGAACGCCUCAAAUGUUAUUUUCAGGCGUCUUGAACACAAAAAUUUCCGACCCCCUAGGAUUAUGUUGUCUCGAUCGACCCAACUUUUGGCCCCCCUUUCCCCCUUUUGGACAUCUCUGGAUCCGCCCCUGCUUAUAAACAACCUGUGUGCUGCCACAAUUUCUGAAAUGAAACGCUUUGGAAAUAUGUAAUAUAACUGUUAAGAUACAAUAAGCGUACACUGAAAUGUAACUACAAGAUAAGAAACCACAAUAUUAUUAAUUUAGAUUCUGUUGUGAUAUUAUUGUUUUGACAACUCUGAAUCUCCUUGAUAAUUAGUGUAAGUUAUCGUCUUGAUGUAAAAAGAAUACAAAUUAUAGUUGGCAAAACCUAUGUGAAUAAUUAUAAUAUUUGAAUAUUAAACAAGAAUUGUAUUUUAUUCUAAUGCAUGGUAAGAUGGUAUGGUUAAUCAAUAUUGGCUGUAAUUGACAAUGCAUCCAUAUGUUACAGUACUUAUUAAUGGAUUUUGCUUGUAUUUAACAAUAAUCAUUUGGCCUUAACAUUAUUAUAAUAGUAAAUAAAUUACAAUGCAUGUGAAUAAAUAAUAUUGAAAAAUUAUCUCAAGUGAGAUUCCUCUAAUAGCUAAGUUAGGAGACCAAGUUUGUGUAUUCCGUUUAACUGUAAUCUCUAAGGACACAGACUCUUUAUCCUUGAAGUAUUGUGUUCUGUGAUACAGAAUACCAAACACAGUGAAAAUGUGUGUGUGUGUUAAUAACAGUAUUAAUGUUUAAGCCCCUAAUAUGGUUCGCAUUCUAGUACAGUAUAUGUCUAAAGGCCACAUAUAAAUUCUAUAUGAAAUAUAUCGUCAUAGAUAAGUAUGCAUGUGUUUACUCUUUCAGCUUGGUGUUUUCAAGCAAUUGUCUUCCUUGGUCUGACAUUGUGUUUCAUUGGUCUGCCAAUAUCCAAAUGUACAAGCAAGCCACUGCCGGCGGCAUAGGGUAUUUAGGGUGGGCUGGUGGCCUUAGGUCCACCCAAUAAUUUUAGUGGAUGCGCCAACCCUUCAGUAGGCUCCGCCAAUGAUUUUCCCAACAAAAUUUUAAUAUUGAUUUUGACAUGACAACUGGGCGGUGGAUCACCAGUUGGCUGUUGUUUAUUGUGGUCGGAAGGUAUUAUAUGAUGGCGUUCAGCGACCCCCUGGCCACAGCCUUAGUUUUUCGCAAAGUGCUUACCGGGCCCACUCAACGGUCAAAAUGUGCUGCCGUCUAUGGAGCAAGCUAUCAUAUCAGUAUUAUUCCUCUGUAUUUAGUAAAAGUUUUUAUUUGUAUUGGACACUUUAUAUAACAUUUCUUUGUAGAAAUAUACAGUAUUUGUUGCUUUUUUAUUUAUGUCAAAAUUCCCUUUAUAUAUAUUACGGGUAGGUAAUCAGAUCUUGCAUCCUUUACUGGUCGAGAUCUGGAUAAAGGCAAAAUAGAUGAGGUACGUAUGAAUGGGCCUAAACUAUUUUGUCCAAGUGAAGUCUCCAUAAACCUAUUUUUAUAGAAAUUAAAGAACAAAAUAUUUUUGCAUGUAACUAGAUUUUGAAUUAAUUGCUUGACGAAUCUUGCAUAUGGUGAUUAACUGUUAAUUGUUUUGAAUAAAAAUGUAAAUUCAUUAAGAACUUUGUUUACUGUAUAAAAGAAAAAAACAAAGAUUAUAUCGGUAAUUGACAUACAGUUUCUUUAUUCAAAACAAUGUCCAUGCCGAAUGUAUAAUUAUGUCUAUAUUGGUCAAAAUAUAAUUGAUAAUCAGUAAAAA